AAAGCAUCACACACUCUCUCUCCUUCUUGAUCAUUUAUGCACUCUUCUAUAGCUUUUAAUAAGAGCCUUUUUUUUUGUUUGUGUCAAAAAAUGGAAGCCAAUGAGAUUUGGCAUUGUUUUUCAUCCUCCACUUUAUUCCUCUCCAUUUCCCUUUGAUUUCUCUCAAUUUUCACCUCACAACAACUCUUCCUUCCUUCACUUAACACACUUUCUCUCUGAUAAUUUUAGCUUAAAUUUUGAAUUUUUGAAAAGAAAUGGUGUGGAACAGAUCAAGAGCAGUGAGAACCAAACAAGCCCUAAUGUCUGAUCAAACUCCAUUAUUCCUCUCUCCCACCAAAAACCCUAAUUCCUCCCCAAUUUCCUCUUUCUUCAAUGGCUUCCUCUUCCCAAAAUCCAAUCUUGAAUCAGAAACCACCAGCCCCACCUCAAUUCUCGACCCCAAAAUCCCCAAUUACCAAAACCCCUUCGCCCUCGACCCACCUCCCCCGCCACCGCCGAUGCCGCCGCGCCACCACGACUUCGAAAAAUCGAUUGGGCUAGCCCUAAUCGACUCGAUCGCCGACGAUUUGGGCGGCGACGAUUGCCGAUUCCCGAAGCCGAUUAAUCGGCUGGCGCUGAAGGUGCAGAUUCCGGAGAUCAGCAGCUCGAUUUCGGCGGCGGCGAGUGAGCAAUCGCCGAGAUCGCCGGCGGAUUUUGGGAUCAAGACGCGGGGGUUGCAGGUGACGAGCCCGAGCCCAUUCGGCGGCGGAGGAGGGAAGGGUUUUGUGCGGCAGCUGUCGCUGAAGGAGAUGGAGAUGUCGGAGGAUUACACGUGCGUGAUCAAGCACGGCCCCAAUCCAGAAACUAAACAUAUCUACGAUGACUGCAUUUUGGAUAAUCAUGAUCCAAAAUUGGAUCUUUCGCAGCCCCAAAUUGAGGAAUCGAAGGAUUUCUUCGGCUUUUGUCACGCUUACAAAGCUGCUCUUCAAGAGGAUAAAGAAAUUUACAUUUACAGAUUGCAGCGGUGAGAAAGCAUUUUGUAGCCAAGAAUGCCGCAGCAAAGAAAUGGUGAUGGAGAAUCCAGGGGCAUUUUAGGGAUUUUGGCCACAAACUGAUGUGAAGAUUUUUUGGUGUUUGAAUCUUCUGAAUUUUUGUUGCUUCUCUUUCUCCCAUUGCAUAUAUACAGAUAAAUGGGAGGCAGAAAUCAUUGCUUCGAACUUGUAUCACAUUUGAUGAAUGAUUUUUGGCGAUUGAAACAUUUGUAAGAAUUGAUCAGUGGUUAAUUAAAAACAUUGUAACUUAAUGAUUA
Salvia splendens (bonfire salvia) is the source of this 1288-nucleotide messenger RNA. RefSeq names its product FCS-Like Zinc finger 8-like. Bases 255 to 1007 code for a protein of 250 amino acids. NCBI's taxonomy places the organism in Eukaryota, Viridiplantae, Streptophyta, Magnoliopsida, Lamiales, Lamiaceae. The transcript is spliced from 2 exons. The record is from RefSeq and is a predicted model, not a curated record.